Molecule: messenger RNA, 414 nt
Organism: Camelina sativa (false flax)
Lineage: Eukaryota; Viridiplantae; Streptophyta; Magnoliopsida; Brassicales; Brassicaceae
Product: E3 ubiquitin-protein ligase RMA1H1-like
Biological process (GO): ubiquitin-dependent protein catabolic process
Cellular component (GO): endoplasmic reticulum
Molecular function (GO): ubiquitin protein ligase activity
Source: RefSeq, a predicted model, not a curated record
AUGUCAUGUAACAUCAUCACCACGACCGAAGAGGAUGCAUCGAGCAACUUUGGAUGCAAUAUCUGUCUUGAAUUGGCUAGAGAUCCGAUCGUGACUCUAUGUGGUCAUUUGUUCUGUUGGCCAUGUCUCUACAAGUGGCUCCAUUAUCAUUCCCAAUCGAAACAUUGCCCUGUUUGUAAAGCUUCCGUUAAGGAAGACAGUUUGGUUCCUUUGUAUGGAAUGGGUAAGCCAUCUUCUGACCCGAGAUCCAAGCCAUGUUGUGGUGUUUCUGUCCCGGAUCGUCCAUCUGCGAUUAGGAUUGAAACAGCUCGUCCUCCUCUUGGACAAAGACAUCAUGGAUCUAUUUUGUUUGGAGGGCAUUCAGGGUUUGCUCCAAUGCCAACUGGUACCCGGUUUUCCAACUUCUUGUUGUAA